Messenger RNA from Tachysurus vachellii, 5001 nucleotides. RefSeq names its product lymphoid-restricted membrane protein (gene lrmp). Gene Ontology annotation, cellular component: endoplasmic reticulum membrane. Bases 33 to 4217 code for a protein of 1394 amino acids. NCBI's taxonomy places the organism in Eukaryota, Metazoa, Chordata, Actinopteri, Siluriformes, Bagridae. The record is from RefSeq and is a predicted model, not a curated record. The transcript is spliced from 36 exons.
CCCUUGGACCAAGGCCAAGGCUUCACUCUGUCAUGGAGAUUGGCGUGACCCCGAGGCGGCACAACCCUGUGGACAGCAUCUGCCGCAAACUGCAGACAAUUCAGCGCCGUGAUCGUGAACCCAACUCUCCUUUUCAGAUCCCGAAACUGCAAUCCAGCAGCUACGAAAGCCCACACACGAGCCUGCGACGCAACCUGGACAGCAUCCUGAAGAAGCGCAAAGGUGAUGCAGAGCAGAACAACUCGCCGCUCAUGCUCACUCCUGGUGUCGCACGCGCCUCAGGAAGAACCCCUAUCACACCCAUCAGUCCCGUUAAUGCCACCUACACCAUCUCAGGCACGCUGGCGGAGAAGAGCAGUGCAGCACUUGGGCACAGUCGAGCCUGGCAGCUUAGCAGCUCCACACCUGCUAUCCAGGACGGCGAUGCUCGCUUCAGCUUCACCCCGAACAACAAGGAAAGGAGCAGAGCACCAGCGCACGGCCUGCUUUCCUACAACCUUAAUUGUUGCUCCUCAGAUUCCUCCACCAUAUUAGACUGUGAGCUGCCAUAUCCAGCCCUGGUGGUCAAGAGACUCUCAAUGGGAGAUGGGGCUUCAUUGCCGUCUGAAUCCAAGAAAGAGAGUUUGGCUGACAUCAGUCUGAUUUGUGAAGAGGACCUGCUCGAUACUAUUUUUCAGGCCUGUGAUACCCAGUGUAGAGGUAAAGUGUAUGUGUCUCACAUCGUGGACUAUCUGAGACACACGACGAGUCGUAGCUCUGAGGACAGCGGGCUGGAGGAGCUGUGUAACAUGCUGGACCCCGAACACAAGGACAUCUCCAUCGACCUGGACACCUACCAUGCUAUAAUGAAGGAGUGGAUUGAAGACUGCCGCAAUCAGGUAAAGGACAGUAAAGAAGACGUAACUCAGGAGUUGGUCAAAUUGCCAGAUAAUUUUGCAGCUAAGAGAUCAUUUCUGCUGAAUAUGACCUCAGGAAGUCUGGAGGCUUUUGGAGGAGAAGCUUCUAGAAUUGAGCUAGAGACGUCUGAUCUGGUGUUCUGCGUGGCCGACUUGCAGUUUAAUAACCAUAAACUUCAGGAGGAGGUUCGGAAGCUGAAGCAGGCGGCGGAGGUGAUGGAGGAGACCAACCAGAAACUCAGUGAAGAGAACGAGGAGCUGAAGACUCAGGCUAAAACGGGGCAGCAGCUGCUACAGAAGGAGCGCAUGCUGAAGGACGAGGUGGAGGAGAUGAAGCUGACUUUAAGCUCUUCGGAGGAGAAUCGAGCUCGAGCUUCAGCUCACAGUAAACAGCUGGAGCGAGAGAAUCAAGCUUUGAUCUCCAAGAUCUCCUCUCUGCAGGACGAGAACAUAAAGGUGUCUGUGAAGGUGGAUGAGCUUCAGAGGAAGAUUAAGACACUUUAUGAGCUCAACGCAGACCUGCAGGCUCAGACUCAUUCGUUCGAUGCUGCCGUGACUGAGAAGGACACUUUAAUUCAGGAGAAAACGAGGCAGAUCGAGGAGCUAAAGGCUGCAGUUAUGGAGUACUCGUCAGUGACCGAAUUGCUGAGAGCAGAAAAGAACAAGCUGGAGAGUCAGAUGCAGCUGCUGCAGCCAGAUAUGGCCAUUCCUGGAUUGUCUCUCUCGGUGGCGUACAGACUGAAUCAGACGAGUUCAGGUUCUCUGGAGACUGAGCUGGCCCUGGCGCAACAGAAUCCACCCGAGGGGGCGGAGCCUUUCUCCUCCAUGUGCUUGGCCUCACCUCUGGACGAGACUCUGGACCGUGAGGUUCUUCUCCUUCUGCAGGGUCCAACACCUGAGCAGAUGUCUGUGGAAUUUAAACUCCUGAUCAACAAACUGAGGCAAGAGUUUGAAAAGGACACACUGGAGGUUCUCGCAGCUCUUCCAGACUUUCAGGACAUGCAGGACACAAACUCUGACCCCAAGCUCCAGAGUCUGCGAGUUGAGCUGGAGCGGCGGCGUAGCGACUGGACUCACGGCCUCGAGCAGCUGAAGCAUUACACGGAAUCGCUGGAGAAAGAUCUGCUGAAGAUGGCGAGCAACAUGCGCCGGUCACGCACCGAGAUCCUGCACCUGUCCGUCAGGCUGCAGGAACAGGAAAAUCACAAACUGCUGUUACGUGAGGAACUGGACCAGCUAAAGACUGGACAGGACCGCAGAGACGCCGGCACACAGACCGAGCCGCCGCAGGUUGAUGAUGAGAACUCUUCUCCAGAGUGGGACAGGGUGUAUCCUCUUCUCGACUCUCCUUCUGAAGAGGAAAGCACCGAUUUCGAGAUGUACAUUCAGGAAGAUGAUGAGAAGCAGCAUCCUCCUUCUCUUCCUCCUCCUGCUGCUGCUGCUGCUGAAGUUAAUGAUGGGAUGGAGGAGUUACAGGAAGAUCUGAGUAAGCUCCAGGGCUUACAGGAGACACGCUGUGGAGAAGAUGGGAAACAAGAAUUGAUCACCCUAAAGUCCCAGGAGGGUCCACCAGCAGGUCCACCAGCAGGUCCACCAGCAGGUCCACCAGCAGGUCCACCAGCAGGUCCACCAGCGGGUCCACCAGCGGGUUCACCAGAGGGUCCACUAGAGGGCAUCACGGACACAGGAACAUGUGAUAUUCUGCUUGACGAGAAUGGACUUGAGGGUCAUGCUGAACCUCAACAGGAGGAAGCCAGUUUCCCAGCAUGCAGCGGGCCUGAUGACACCCACGAGCAGGCUGUGUGCUGCAGUGCUUCUCUUUCACACCCCCACCAUCAAUGUGCUGGUGAAGCGCCUCCUCUCCGGUCUGAUCUCUGCCCCCCCCACACCAGUGAUGUAAUAUCUCCUCCAGAUGAUGCACCUGCCCUGGGAAGGGGACCUGAGGAAGAACCAGGACCUGAAGGAGAACAGGACGUCUCAAACGGCACGAUCAGUGAGCAGAAACUGACACAGGAUCAGGUUUCUUACGUGCCGACUGUACCGGAAAGGAGUGGUCUGUUGCCUGUAGCUGAGGAAGAGGAACUAAUGUCUGAGGCGAGUCAGCAGGGGGCCACAGCAGUUAAUUCCAGGGCAGCUAGUGGAGCAACAGGUACGAGUGCAGUGAAGGAUAACGGCUCGUCUGUCCCUCUGACCAUUAGGAACAGAAUUAAAAAAAACCUGGAGACACCCAGCAGCAGUAUGGAGACCAUUGGAGAGCAGAGGUCUCAGGAAGACAGUGACACUCCAGAUAAAAAUGGUGUUAUUACUGAAGAUGGUGAGACAGUGAGGGAAGACGGAUUGACUCAGAGUGAAAAAGACAUCGAGGCUGAGUUUCUCCGUCUGUCUCUGAGUCACCGCUGUGACAUGUUCACUCUGGAGAAGAGACUUUAUCUGGAGGAGCGCUCGCGGAACCUGGCCGAAGAGAACGUCCGCAAAGAAGUGUCCAGCUGUCAGGGUCUGCUCCAGGCACUGAUCCCUCUGUGUGGAGAUGAUAACCCCUCACUGGAGAUCAUUCAGAGACUGCAGAAGAACCUGGACAUCCUGCUGCAGUCCGUGACCCGAGUGGCCAGUCGCUCUGAAAUGCUGGGCUCCAUUCACCAGGAGACUCGUAUGGGGAAAGCGAUAGAGGUGAUGAUUCAACACGUGGAGAACUUGAGGCGGACGUAUACAAAAGAACAUGGCGAGCUGCUGGAGCUCCGAGAGAACCACUUGCAGAAAGAAAGGACCUUUGUCUCACACACCGACCGGGAUGAGCUCAGGAAGAAAAAGGUCAGCGCUGAAUUUUACAAGGUGGCAGCCCGACGCGUCAGUAUAGCCGCCAUACCGCGCAGCGCCGGAGCGUCGUCUCCCAGUGACAUGGCUAAAGAUGUCAUGGACGCAGGGAUGGAGAAGCUGGGUCAUCGGUCACCCAGGAACGUGCUUGGAAAGAGCACACAGCGGCUGCCUCUAAAGCGUUUUAUUAGUUGCUCGGAGACAGAAGUUCACACUCUUACGAAUAGCGAUUCGAGUCCCAUUCCGACCAGCAAUCCAAGUCCUACAAGCGAAAUGGCCUCACCUUUUGCAGUGAAAGCGGCUCAUUCUGAGCUCGAGGCUCCCAAAGGCGUCUGCACCUGGGCGGCAUUGAUGGUGGUGCUGGCCGCGUUCGUAGCGGUGUUGGGCAAGAUGCUGAUACAACCGGCUGCCGAUGCAGCUCCUGUAGGCACCGGUGACUCCUGGAUGGCCAUCCAGCAGAUUCUUUGGCCCUACACAGGGCUCCGGCACAACGGUCAGCCUCCUGUUUAACAUGAUCAGACUCCUAGUGGGUGGAAGGCUAAUAGCAUCCAAGAAAUCAUGAUGCAAUUUUUACAAACGGCAAAUCGACUGCAUGGAGGAAAAGUAUGACCAAGUACACUUUAUUAUUUUUUUUCUUAUCCUUAAUGACAGAUAAGAACCUUAUCACAUGGUUAGCAAUUAUAUAACGAGAAAAUGUUUUAAGUGAGCUGGAAACUUCCUGAGCUGAUUCUCUGGACAUGGACGGAAACAGCUACCUUUUUAAAAAAAUAUAAUAUAAUUUUUUUUUCUUCAACAUUAUGAUGAUAUCGACGUUUUUACUGACGCUUGAAGGAGUAAUGAACAUCCGUUUAAAACAAACAAACAAAAAACGAUUAAUUAUUAUUUUAAAGUUUAUUUCUUUCGUGAGAGUUUAAAUGGGGUUUCAAUAAUGUACAAGCAAAUUUUAUUCUUCUUCAGUUUCAAAACUUUUUUAUUACUAUUAUAAAGUUUUUGGUUUAAUGUGCACUGGCAUGGAUUUAAGGAUGGGGAGGAAGAACGAACUUUUACACAAUAAAGUUAAUAAUCCAGUUGCAUUCACAACUUGCUCCGGAUAUCAGACAUGUCGUGGAUUUUAAUGUGUUUAUUUUUUAAAUGUUUUUCUCCCCUCAUCUACACUUUCUCUGUACUUUUUUUGUUUUUGGUAUAAAAUCAUUGAAUUAGAAUUUUUCUGAAAGCAAAACUGGGUCCAGGUUCCCCAGUCUGAUGUGGAUUCAGGUUUUCACCUUGUUGGUGAGGAAUUGAUUGAAUUAAAAGA